Penicillium longicatenatum is the source of this 192-nucleotide messenger RNA. RefSeq lists its product as uncharacterized. The record is from RefSeq and is a predicted model, not a curated record. The coding region runs from base 1 to 192 and encodes 63 amino acids. The transcript has 2 exons. NCBI's taxonomy places the organism in Eukaryota, Fungi, Ascomycota, Eurotiomycetes, Eurotiales, Aspergillaceae.
AUGCAGUUCAUCGCUCUCACCAUUGCUAUCGUUGCCGCUGUUGCCUCUGCCUCCUCCUCCGGCUUUGAGAAGCGCUCCUGCGUUGGCAACUAUGACGUUGCCUGCACCUCGGGCGGCGACCCCUGCUGCGAUGGCUGGCAAUGUGUCGGCGCCACGGAGUGGAACGCUGGUGUUUGCAUUCCUAACUACUAA